Molecule: messenger RNA, 2774 nt
Organism: Cheilinus undulatus (humphead wrasse)
Lineage: Eukaryota; Metazoa; Chordata; Actinopteri; Labriformes; Labridae
Product: zinc finger protein 37-like
Exons: 4
Coding region: 150-1421 (423 amino acids)
Biological process (GO): regulation of transcription by RNA polymerase II
Cellular component (GO): nucleus
Molecular function (GO): DNA-binding transcription factor activity, RNA polymerase II-specific; RNA polymerase II cis-regulatory region sequence-specific DNA binding
Source: RefSeq, a predicted model, not a curated record
UAUGAGUUAAACGGGAAAAGCUGCGCCUGCUUUCUAUGUGUUACGGUAACGAACGUCACGCUACCGGAAAGGCUAUUGUGUCUUUUGUGAGCUUAGCUCUUCGAGUAGUCGCUCUUCCAACUUAUUUCUUAGCGGCAGCUGAAUGAAACAUGUCCACAGACAUGCCACCUGGCAGAACAACCCUUGAGUCCCAGCUUUUUUCCAUAAUGGACGUGCUGGUUAAAGCUGCGGUGACUGAAAUCUCUCAGCUGUUCUCGGAGAGCUCGUCGUCCCUCCAGCUUCAUUUGAGCCAGAGCCUGAAGGAAAACGAAGCUCUACGGACGAGGAUGAAAGUGAUGAGGAGUGAGCUUUUCUCCCUCAGGCUGCAGACCAGGGCGAACCGACCGGCAAGCCGUUUUUCUCCGUUCAGAGGAAAUGUCCCUAAACCACGGGCUAAACCACCAGUUUCUAUUAAACCACCAGUGGCUCAAAAGACUGUUGGGAAGGCUGUUUCUAUUUCUCUCCAAUCAGACAACAAGACUCCCACUACUUCCUCUAAAGUGGAGAGUGCAGAUGUGGAGACCCCAGAUGUAAUCCUGAUAAAAGAUGAAGACGACAUUGGAGGAUGUGAACCAGCAGAAAGUCAGGACAACUGUGGAAACCAAAGUAUGCAGGCAGGUGUUUCCACAGUGAAUUUACAGCCCACUGAUUCCUCCAACCAGACAGAAAAUAAUGCGGAACUGAGAAUUGUGAGCAUUCAUGGACGAGGGGAAGGGCCUCUGCAGGAGGAAAGCAGCCUCUUCGACAUUUCUCAACUCCAGGCUUUCAGCUCUCUGUCUCCUGAUCAGAACAUCCCUCAUGAUAGUCUCAUGGAUUUCACUUCUGAUGGACUCUCUGUGAGAGAGGUACAGGAUAACAGUGUUGGCUUGGUGAGAAGCAGUCACCUGGACAAGAAUAAUUCCCCCCACAUGUCUUCAACAGCACUGAAUCCUGUGAUAAAUCAUUCAGUCAUAGGCGCUGAUGGUCAUGCAGGGCAACUCAGUCAUGUCAGCCUGUUCCCCCAGCCGCAGAAUGUCUUUCCUCAAACCGCCAACAAACCCCUGGACUGUAGCUUCUGUGGUGAGCACUUUUUCAGCCGAGAGGACCUGAUUGUACACCGAGCAAGCCACACUGGUGAGGCGCCUGUCUCCUGUACAUAUUGUGGCAAGUCCUUCGUCAACAAGACUACAUUGAGCAUCCACAUGCGCAUUCACACUGGGGAGAAGCCGUAUGCCUGUACAGAGUGCGGGAAACGUUUCACACAGAGUGGCAGCCUGAAGAUCCACCUGAGGACUCACUCUGGAGAGAAGCCAUACACCUGCAGUCAAUGCAGCGCCAGCUUCAACAACCCCAGCAACCUGCGCAGGCACAUGAUCACACACAUUCCCAAUGGCACUCUCUGAUAAUAACAAACAGUAAUUACUCUGCAUGCUACUGACACUUUCCUGUUACAGUGGCAAUGUGUCAUGAUAUUGUCUGGGUUUUUAUCCUGAUUUUUUUAAGGUCAAAUGUUACUUAAACGCAUACAGUUACCAAAAUGAAUAUAAAUCUUACCAAUAAAAGCCAAGGAUGCUGGGGUUCAAACUGAAGAACGGCCCAACAGUAUCUCCUUUCAAAGAUGCCUCAUCACUGUCAAAUUAUACCAAAAAAAGGGAUAGGAUAAACAGUCUUAAAAACCAAAAUACUCUCUUUUUUAUCAAUCUUUAUACAUAACCAAUUAGACUGCUAGAGAUUAAAAAAAAAAACAGCAAACAACCUUGCAAAGUUUUCUGUUCUCAUCCCCCAGUCAUCAAGGCAAACUUAGAGCAACUGUUUUAAUUUGAGUUAUAUAAAUGCCUUCUCUUUUUCUCUUGACUUAACCAACUCAGGAUAUUAUACAACUUUAGCUCAAUGCUAGGUCAUUUGUUGUCUAAAUUAUGCUAAAUAUAAAUGACCCUUGCAGUUGCCAUCUGCACUCUUCUGACAGGAUGAACGCUUUUUACCAUGCUUGGAUGGCUAAGCAUACAACAGAUGCAUAUUUGACUGCUAAAAAUGCACUGACAUUGACAACAUCAAGUAAAGGAGAAAUAUAGAAAGGGGUUGAGAGCGUGGGUAAAAUGUGACAUUUUAACAUUUUUAACAUUUCAUAUUAGUACUACUAAUGGGGAUAUGAAGUGAAAAUCCAAAAAUGAAUACAUCAGUUGUGUUGAUUAACCAUGUAUAUGUUAAAACAAGAAAGGAAAUAUUGAUCAUUGAGUUUUCAAAUCGAUAAACUGCCUAACAGAAUAGUUGCAUUAAUGCAACAGCAGCCAGUGCAAUAUUAUCCUUAUCAUAAGUUUGUCCACACAGGUUUGAUGGAACGGUUUAAGCCAUAACAUAGUGUAACACUUAAAUAAAUAGUAUGUAUAGCCAUAUCACCAUACUCCAAAACUAUAAAUGUAAAGUGUUUUAAGCUUUUAAAAAACAUGCAGGAUAUUGUUAAUUAGGAAUGCUGAAAAAGGUGAUGUAGAUCUUAAUCAGAAAUGUAUAUUUAUGGAUGGAUUGAAAAAAGUUUUGAACAGUGAAACAUUAACUGCACAACAGGCAGAAGAAAUGGACCACCUAGGCCAAUUCGUGCUUCAUUCAAGUGUAUUCUUGCUUGUCUCUUAUCUAAAAGCGAACUACCUCUUCAGUGGCCUCCUUUGUACAUCCAGGGAACAUUUAAAUAGAGCAAUAGUCUGAGUUCUGAUAGGGUUGUUUUUAGAUAUGACGUUUUAAAUAAAUAUUGAUGUUUUAAA